This is a messenger RNA of Triticum aestivum (bread wheat), 1146 nucleotides long. Its product is annotated as WRKY transcription factor 22. Gene Ontology annotation, biological process: regulation of DNA-templated transcription. Gene Ontology annotation, molecular function: DNA-binding transcription factor activity; transcription cis-regulatory region binding. Lineage: Eukaryota; Viridiplantae; Streptophyta; Magnoliopsida; Poales; Poaceae. The record is from RefSeq and is a predicted model, not a curated record. Gene Ontology annotation, cellular component: nucleus.
CUAGCUUGCCCUCUCUCCCUUUUGACAUUUGGAGCAAAGUCAAAGAAAACAAUAGGGAGGAGAAGCCAAGGCCCUUUUGACAAGUGCAUAGAGCCCCGAACAAUGGAGAGCUUCCAUAUACAAUGGGGAGUAGCUGAUCAUUUCAAAUCCGGACGCGAUCUUCUCUCUUAUCCCCUGCUGCUGCUGCUGCGAAGCGCGCGCCGUGCCCACCACUUGCCUUUGACUUUACAGGGAUCGAGUCAUCCUCCUCGUGCCACUCCAGUACGCGUCUCGAGUAUGUACAGGCGUACGCGUAUAUAUUUGCGCUUCCCCGGACCGGCCUGCCACUGCCAAAAGUCAACCCCAUCCCACGCCGGCCACCACCACGCGUCCUACCUAGCUCAGCUCACUUCGUCAAACCUCUCCAAGCUCAAAUCCCUGGUCGCCGUUCAUGUGCGGCCUGCUUCUGCGCAUGGAGCACCUCAACGACUGGGACCUGCAGGCCGUCGUCAGGAGCUGCGCCACCUUCUCCUCCUCCCACCACCCCCAGGAAGAGGACCGCGCCGGUCCUCCUCCGGGUCCCGCCGCGGCGCCGCCGGCCGACACGCCGGUAAAGCGGGAGCCGCGCGACGUGGUCCGGCCCGCAUCGGCGGCCAAGGACGCGUCGUCGCUGUACGGCCUGGAGUACCUGGACUUGGAUCACAAGCCCUUCCUGCUGUCGGCGCCGUCGUCGCAGUCGUGGGCGGCGGUGGAUGACCGCCACGAGAUGAUGAUCUCUUUCCCCGCGGCGGCGUCCACGUCCGGCGUGCGGCCGCGGGUGCCGCCUGGCCGGAAGCCCGGCAUACGAAGCAGCACCCCGCGCCCGAAAAGAAGCAAGAAGAGCCAGCUGAAGAAGGUGGUGUGCGAGGUGCCGGUGGCCGACGGCGGCGUCUCCUCCGACCUUUGGGCGUGGCGCAAGUACGGUCAAAAGCCCAUCAAAGGCUCGCCUUAUCCCCGGGGAUACUACAAGUGUAGCAGCAUGAAGGGCUGCAUGGCCCGGAAACUGGUGGAGCGCAGCCCGGCCAAGCCCGGUGUGCUCGUCAUCACCUACAUGGCCGACCACUGCCACCCGGUGCCGACGCAGAUCAACGCACUCGCCGGCACCACCCGCCACAAGACCACCCCUGC